This is a messenger RNA of Adineta ricciae, 963 nucleotides long. The record is from the annotation of a GenBank genome assembly. Lineage: Eukaryota; Metazoa; Rotifera; Eurotatoria; Adinetida; Adinetidae.
AUGAUUUACCAAAUCUUCUUCUGUGUUGUUAGUUUAUCAACUUUGCCAUUAUUUGUUAAAUGUCAGGCUAAUAUUUGUCCUACAGCAACAUGGUCACCAAAUGGUGUAACAGUAGCUGGUGGUCAUAGGUCAGGUUCCGCAUUUAAUCAAUUAAAUACUCCUAUCGGAAUACUUAUUGAUGAUGAUCAAACAAUUUUCGUAGCAGAUACAUCAAAUCAUCGAAUUGUUAAAUGGAAAGCAAAUGUUUCCAGUGGUUCGUUAGUUGCUGGUGGAAAUGGUAAGGGUGAUCGUUUGGAUCAAUUGAAUAGCCCACAAUAUAUUGCUAUGGAUAAAGAUAAAACAAUAUAUAUUGGUGAUUGGGGAAAUCAGCGUUUACAACGGUGGAUUCAAAAUACACAGAGUGGAAAAACUAUUCUAGGAAAUAUUACCCUUCUUGGUAUAACAUUUGAUAAUGAAGGAUCUUUUUAUCUAUCAGAUUAUAUAAAUAAUCAAGUAACUAAAUGGCGUCUUGGUCAAACAACUGGACAGAUAGUUGCUUUAGGUUUAAAUAUUCCUCGAAUGAUACGUCUUGAUUCAUAUCGAUCUGUUUAUGUAGCUGAUGCACACAAUCAUCGAAUAAUGAAAUUUAAUGAAGGAAUUACAAAAGGUAUUGUCGUAGCUGGUAGAACAAAUGAUUCUGGAUCAGCUGAAGAUCAGUUAAAUUAUCCGAGAAGUGUUAUAGUCGACGAUUCAGGUAGUAUUUAUGUAGCAGAUACAAAUAAUCACCGAAUAAUGCGUUGGUUAAAAGGUGCUACAUCAGGUACACUUGUUGUUGGUGGACGUGGUGGUGGUACGGCAUCUGAUCAACUAUUUUAUCCUAGUGAUUUAAUUUUCGAUACAUAUGGAAAUCUAUACGUUGCUGAUACAUUCAAUCACCGAGUACAAAAAUUUCUGAUCAAUAAAAACUCAUGUAAUAGAUUAUAA